Molecule: messenger RNA, 439 nt
Organism: Rubroshorea leprosula
Lineage: Eukaryota; Viridiplantae; Streptophyta; Magnoliopsida; Malvales; Dipterocarpaceae
Source: the annotation of a GenBank genome assembly
CAAAUUAGAUUUUAAUUUGUCCAGUCCUAGAUGUUGAGUAUUUUACAACAAACCUCACCCAUCUUAAAUGCAUCAUAAGCUUGAGUUCAAUAAAUUGAUACAAUAAAAUUUUUAGUUCAAGGACAAAAUCGGUGCAAAAUUCAAAGUUGAGGAGCUUGGCGUUAAACGAAUUUUAUAUCUUUUCACGGUAAUCCCUGUUGAAAUGCAAUGGGGGUCAUUUUCAGGGCGGUGUCAACAAUAUUUUGUAGGAUUGAGGCCAGCUAGCGCUGCUGGGUUGGGUAUUGCUUUCCUGAUCUCUUCUUAUCGAAGGAGCUUAGUCAUCAACAGUUUAAUUCUGGUGCCUCCGGAGUAGCAAUAUGGAAUGCCUUGGCCAAGACAUUAUCAGGCAAUGCUGGUGUGGCUUGGCAAGGGCAGCAAAGAAGAAAUCAUUCGGAGUUAC